AUGGCGGAAAUGAUGAAGUCAAUGCGUGAAGAGAUCCGGAUGUUGAAAUCUCAACAAGGUCCAUCUGGUAAUCCUCAGCAUACCAGUACAGAAGCUGAGUCGUGCACGUGCAAGAUUUAUCAACAUCAACAUAACAAACAAAUGAGCUGCCCUGUUAUGGCCCAAUUUCUGCCAAACACUCUCUACUACAAACGUUUCUUUCCUUACUACUCAUUCAAUGUUUUAGGUGGUCUCGAUAAUGAAGGCAAGGGUUGUGUCUUCACAUACGUUGUUGUUGGUUCCUACGAGAAGGUUGGAUAUAGCUCUCAAGAUUCUGGUUCAACACUUAUCAUGCUUGUUUUGGAUAAGCAUCUAAAGGCUCCCAGCCCUCUUAUAUUGCCUGCUCAGGAUGCUGUCACUCCACUUUCUGAAGCAGAAGCAAUUGAUUUGGUGAAAACAGUUUUUGUUGCUGCAACUGAGAGAGAUAUAUACACUGGAGACAAGGAGGAUACCAAACAAUGGAAAUCCAUGCGCAGAGCCUAUGGGGCAGUUUGGGACAUGGCAAAUCCACCAACAAGCAGCAGACCGAUCACCUUGAGAUUCCAAGCUACAGCCAGUUUAGGGUACACUUAUUGGGUUCGCUCUACUGAUCACCUUGAGAUGAAUGCUGUUGGACCCAAAACGGAUGCUGUUCAAAGAGGUGUACAACCAGAUCAGAUUAUUUUCACAGAUGUUGCCAUGAAGGGUGAACAUAUCAAGCGCAGUGCUUUAGCAGAUUUAUUCUUGGACACGUGUCAAUAUCUCUAUUUGUGUUUGGGUUUGGAUUGUGUUAAAGGGAUUGUCAACAUCUCUCUUGAUGUUGCAAAAUAUGGCUUCGAUCAUAAAGCACACUCUGCUGCUGAUUUUUGUAGCUUAGUUUAUUGUGGUGUUCUAUUUGUGUUUCUCUUUUUUGAGUUUCUUAUGGCUUGUUGGACUUAG
Molecule: messenger RNA, 957 nt
Organism: Humulus lupulus (European hop)
Lineage: Eukaryota; Viridiplantae; Streptophyta; Magnoliopsida; Rosales; Cannabaceae
Exons: 10
Coding region: 1-957 (318 amino acids)
Cellular component (GO): proteasome core complex
Source: RefSeq, a predicted model, not a curated record